Messenger RNA from Rotaria sp. Silwood2, 945 nucleotides. The record is from the annotation of a GenBank genome assembly. Lineage: Eukaryota; Metazoa; Rotifera; Eurotatoria; Philodinida; Philodinidae.
AUGUGUAUUCCAAAGGCAAAUAGAACCAGUUGGAACUCACAAUAUGAAACAAUGGUGACAGUUACUGGUAUUCAGCAAUCUGAUUUAAAUGAAAUUUUAAUACAAACGCAGCAUUACGAUUUAUGUCUUAAAUCAUUAGAUUACCAAAUGCUAACCCAAAAAAUUCCAUCAAUAUCAAUAGUAGCACCAUCAAUUUUAGCUAUUUAUCAUGAUCUUAUACUUGAGCAGUCAAAUAUAAAAUAUGCUUCAAGUUUAUGCGAAUGCUUAUUAGAAUUAUUGUUAUCCGGGUUCGGUGGUCUUUUAGAAGAGAUGCUUAUUGACAUCAAUAGUACAGAAAAGAAUAAAAAUAAACAAUUUUAUGAUCGUUAUAAAGAUCCAAUUUUUUUAUUAGCACCAUUUUUAGAUGGUCAUCUUCGUUUACGAUGGAUAUCAAGUUCACUUUUAUCGAAACAAGUACAAGAAGAACUAUCUCACAAAAUAAAACAGCUUGUAUUCGAGCAAUAUAUUUUACUUGAAUAUGUUAAUGGUCUUACUGCUACAUCAGUUAACGAUAAUAUCGUGGUGAGUGCACCAAUACAAACACAAGCAUUACUUAACGGUCCUGCAUCAACUCCUACUACUCCAAAACGAAAGUGUUUGUUUGCAAACUUGGAAAACAAGGUAAUAAAAAACACAACAUCUGAUCCUUUUAGUUAUAUUACAGAUGAAAUAUCAAAAUACUUCAAUGAUAAUGAUGUAGAUCCUAUGCUUCUUUUAAAAUCAUCAUAUAUUUAUCCAAUAUUAUCCAAAUUUGCUUUGAAAAUUUUAUCGAUACCAGCAACAUCGACACUUGUUGAGAGGGUCUUUAGCCAAAGUGGCUUUUUAUUUCGACAACAUCGAGCGUCGAUGACAAGAACAACAUUACAACAAUUAACAAUGCUGAAAUGUAGCCGUGAUCUUUUUUGA